AGACAUAUUAUUAGGCUUCCAAGUCCCCCUCUUUCUCUCUCUAAACUUUUUUCUCUCUCUCUCUAAGGUGCAAGUUCUGCCUCUCUCUCCAUGUCAGAACUUAAAGAAAUUUUUUGAGAGAGAUGAAUUGUAUUUGUCCUUCUCAUUCUCAUCGGACGCCCUUCAGAAUCUGAGUCUUCUUGCCCCGACUUUCUCUCUCUAGGGUUUCUGCCUUCCGAGCCCUAGUUUUCAUGUUCGUUGCGCCAUAGAUCGGACAGUGGAGGGGGCGUCAAUGGCAGAAUUAGGGCAACAGACGGUCGGCUUCUCGACUCUGGUGAGUCGAGCCGCCGAGGAGUCUUACCUCUCGUUGAAGGAAUUGGUGGAGAAAUCUAAGUCAUCCGAGCAGUCUGAUUCGGAGAAGAAGAUUAGCCUCCUCAAGUACCUGGUCAAGACUCAGCAGCGAAUGCUUCGCCUCAAUGUACUCUCCAAGUGGUGUCAGCAGGUUCCUUUGAUACAGUAUUGUCAAGGACUUGCAUCAACUUUAUCAAGUCAUGAAACAUGUUUCACCCAAGCUGCAGAUUCACUUUUUUUCAUGCAUGAGGGGCUACAGCAAGCUCGUGCUCCUAUCUAUGAUGUUCCGUCCGCUAUUGAAGUCCUCCUUACAGGAAAUUACCAACGUUUACCAAAAUGUAUAGAAGAUGUGGGUAUUCAGAGCUCAUUAACUGAGGAUGAGCAGAAGCCAGCUUUAAAAAAGUUAGACAUACUUGUACGGUCUAAAUUACUUGAAGUUUCACUUCCAAAAGAAAUUUCUGAAGUCAAAGUUUCUGAGGGUACUGCACUGCUUCGUGUGGAUGGAGAAUUUAAGGUUUUAGUUACUCUUGGGUAUCGAGGACACCUAUCAAUGUGGAGGAUAUUGCAUCUGGAGCUGCUUGUCGGUGAGAGAAGUGGGCUAGUGAAGCUGGAAGAAUCGCGGCGGCAUGUUCUUGGAGAUGAUUUAGAGCGGAGAAUGGCUGCUGCAGAAAAAAAUCCAUUUGUAACAUUGUACUCUGUUCUCCAUGAGCUUUGUAUUGCACUUAUUAUGGACACUGUCAUAAGACAAGUACGAUCGCUUCAGCAAGGCAGAUGGAAAGAUGCAAUUCGGUUUGAGCUCAUAUCUGAUGGUAGUGCGGGACAAGGAGGGAAUGUUGGUUCUGUGCAAGCGACUCAAGAAGGAGAAACUGAUUCAGCUGGUCUUCGAACUCCUGGAGUAAAAAUUCUAUACUGGUUAGAUUUUGAUAAAAACUAUGGUAACUCUGAUUCAGGGUCGUGUCCAUUUAUAAAAAUUGAACCAGGGCCAGAUCUGCAGAUAAAGUGUCUUCACAGCACAUUUGUCAUAGAUCCAGUAACUGGCAAGGAGGCAGAAUUUUCCCUUCACCAAAGUUGCAUCGAUGUUGAGAAUUUACUGCUAAGAGCUAUCCGUUGUAAUAGAUAUACUCGGCUGCUAGAAAUCUACAAAGAGCUGGGGAAAAACGGUCAGAUUUAUCGAGGUGUAGGUGACGUGGUUCUUCAGAGCCACCCAGAUGAACCUGAGGCUGACCAUAAAAAGAAGGAUAACAAAUCCAGUGUCAGGGAAUAUGAAGGGCAGGAAGUACUACGUGUGCGUGCCUAUGGCUCGUCAUUUUUCACCCUUGGAAUUAAUAUAAGGAAUGGGCGCUUUCUUCUGCACUCAUCAAGGAAUAUUCUUACACCUUCAGCAUUAGUGGAUUGUGAAGCAGCCCUGAACCAGGGAAGUAUGACUUCUGCUGAAGUUUUUAUGAGCUUGAGAAGCAGAAGUAUAUUGCACUUAUUUGCAUGUAUUGGCAGGUUCUUAGGCCUUGAGGUGUAUGAAAAUGGUUUGGCUGCAGUGAAGGUGCCUAAAAACAUUUUAAGUGGAUCAAGUUUGUUGCUGAUGGGAUUUCCAGAAUGUGGGAGUUCAUAUUUUUUGCUGAUGCAACUUGAUAAGGAUUUUAAGCCUCUAUUUAAAUUGCUAGAGACUCAACCAGAUCCAUCAGGAAAAGCUCAUUCUUUUGGUGAAUUGAAUCAUGUCAUCCGUACAAAAAAUGUUGAUAUUGGUCUGAUGCAGAUGCUUGAAGAUGAACUCAAUUUGAGUCUCCUAGAUUGUGGAAAACUACUUCCAUUUUCCUCAGAUGCUGUGGGUACUAAUCAGACUUCUGAACAUUGUCUUCUUUCUGAGUUCAGCCAAGAUGGUUCUAUGCUCAGUUCUGGAAGUCUACCUCCAAAUUUUUCAUCUAUUGUUGAUGAAGUGUUUGAGCUUGAGAGAGGGUCAUCUGCUCCUUCUUUCCCUGCUCAGAAUCUCUCUUCAACAUUCACAAUGUCUCCUGCUUCUCAUUUUGGUUCUGUUCCAAAGAAUUUUCAAAGUAUAAAAGCUGGGACUUCCUCUCCUAAAUGGGAGGGAGGAACACAGGUUCCACAGAUUAGUAAUGUUACGAAAGUUUUAAGUGUAGCCUCCCAUUACAAUGGUUCUAUUUAUUCGUCAAGCAGUUUGAAAGGCCUGAUACAGUCCAGUUCUGUCAGUUCUCUGUCUUCUGGCCCAGGAAGGAGCACAACUAUGAAGAAGUUACUUGCUUCAAAGUCGGAUCAGGAUUUGUCUUCUCUUAGAUCUCCUUAUUCCACCGAAGUUGGUCUUUGUUCCACAAUGGACGAAGAUCAGCUUAAUGUUUCUGGAAAUCGGUCAUCUCGACUGCUAUCUCCACCACGAUCAAGUGGCCCUCGAACUUCUACGUCAAAUGCAAAACCUAAUGGGCCGAAAAACUCAGCUUCUGGGUCUCUGGCUGGAUCUAGCUCUUUGUUUACAACUCCCGUAACUAUAGUUUUGAUAAAUGCUCCCUUUUCAGCUCAAGCAACAGAUCCUGGAAUUUGUCAUGGCUCAAGUCUUGAUGCUAUUACUAAACUUGAUAAAACAUCAAGAAAACGUACAGUUACAGAUAUGUUGAAUUUGGUUCCGUCACUCCAAGGUAUUGAUGCCAAUGCAGCAGUUGGUAAGAGAAGGAAAAUCGCAGAAUCUGGUCGCACUGAACACACUUCACCACAGGCACUUAUUUCAUCGGAAGUGACUGGUAAAAUUGAAGGAUACAGUUAUGCAAGUCUUGUUGCUGAAGCAAAUAAAGGCAAUGCUCCCUCCAGCAUAUAUGUUUCUGCUCUUCUUCACGUGGUCAGGCACUGCUCACUUUGUAUAAAGCAUGCCCGAUUAACUAGCCAGAUGGAGGAAUUGGACAUCCCAUACGUUGAAGAAGUGGGUCAAAGGAAUGCAUCCUCAAACUUAUGGUUCCGGCUCCCGUAUGCUCGAAGCGAUACGUGGCAACACAUAUGCUUGCGACUUGGUCGUCCUGGAAGCAUGUAUUGGGAUGUUAAAAUCAAUGACCAGCACUUCAGGGACUUGUGGGAGCUUCAGAAGGGAAGUAGUAAUACUCCAUGGGGUUGUGGUGUUCGCAUUGCCAAUACAUCUGAUAUAGAUUCCCAUAUUCAUUAUGAUCCAGAAGGCGUUGUUCUAAGCUAUCACUCUGUCGAGACUGAUAGCAUUAAGAAGUUAGUUGCAGAUAUCCAACGGCUCUCUAAUGCUAGAACAUUUGCUCUUGGAAUGCGGAAACUGCUUGGAGUAAGAUCAGAUGAGAAAUUAGAAGAAGUUAGUGCAAAUUCUGAUGGUAAAGCAUCAGUUGGAACAAAAGUUGCUGUUGAGGUAGUUGAUAAGUUUUCAGAACAGAUGAGAAAGGCUUUCCGAAUUGAGGCAGUCGGACUUAUGAGCUUGUGGUUUAGUUUUGGUUCAGGGGUCCUUGCUCGCUUUGUUGUUGAGUGGGAAUCGGGUAAAGAGGGAUGCACAAUGCAUGUUUCUCCUGACCAGCUUUGGCCUCAUACCAAGUUUCUAGAAGACUUCAUAAAUGGAGCUGAAGUUGCAUCUCUUUUGGAUUGCAUUCGCCUCACUGCAGGACCCUUGCAUGCUCUUGCAGCUGCAACACGACCUGCACGAGCUCUUCCUGCUCCUGGGGUCCCUGGUGUUUCAGCAGCUAUCUCUUCUAUUCCAAAACAGAUUGGAUACAUGCAAUCGCAGGGACACUUGCAAAGCAGUUCAUCCCCAAAUGCCAGCCAGGCUUCAUCUGGGCCCGGAGGGAACCCAGUGGCAUCUACCACUGCUGGUUCUCUUGGGACUCACAGUCUUCAUGGGGCUGCAAUGUUGGCUGCUGCUGGGCGAGGUGGCCCUGGCAUUGUUCCUAGUUCACUUUUGCCCAUUGACGUUUCAGUUGUACUUCGUGGGCCAUACUGGAUCCGGAUCAUAUAUCGCAAAUACUUUGCAGUAGAUAUGCGCUGCUUUGCUGGGGAUCAGGUCUGGUUGCAACCAGCAACACCCCCCAAGGGUGGCCCUGCGGUUGGAGGAUCAUUGCCAUGUCCACAGUUCCGACCCUUCAUCAUGGAGCACGUGGCUCAGGAGUUGAAUGGUUUAGAGCCUAGUUUCAAUGGUGGUCAACAGACGGUUGGACUCGCAAAUGUGAACAAUCCAACUCCAAGUACGGCUUCACAGCUUUCAGCUGCCAAUGGAAAUAGAGUUAACCUCCCAAAUUCUGCUGGAAUGGCUAGGUCAGGAAACCAAGUUGCUGGUCUCAACCGCAUGGGAAAUGCUCUUUCGGCAUCCUCAAAUUUGGCUGUGGUAAGCUCAGGCUUGCCUUUACGUAGAUCACCAGUUGCAGGUGUCCCUGCUCAUGUGAGAGGGGAACUAAAUACAGCCAUUAUUGGACUUGGGGAUGAUGGAGGUUAUGGAGGUGGAUGGGUUCCUCUUGUUGCUCUUAAAAAGGUUCUUAGAGGUAUUCUCAAGUACCUUGGAGUGCUGUGGCUCUUUGCACAGUUACCUGAUCUCUUGAAAGAGAUCCUAGGAUCAAUUUUAAAGGACAAUGAAGGUGCCCUGUUAAAUUUGGACCAGGAACAGCCUGCGUUACGCUUCUUUGUGGGGGGCUAUGUAUUUGCUGUAAGUGUCCAUAGAGUUCAACUUCUUCUCCAAGUCCUUAGUGUAAAACGCUUCCAUCAUUCACAGCAGCAACAGCAGCAGCAGAAUCCGUCCAUUUCUCAAGAGGAAUUAACCCAAUCUGAAAUAGGCGAGAUAUGCGACUAUUUCAGUCGUCGUGUUGCAUCAGAGCCCUAUGAUGCUUCACGCGUUGCAUCAUUCAUCACUCUUCUAACUUUACCCAUUUCAGUUUUAAGAGAAUUUUUGAAACUUAUAGCGUGGAAAAAAGGAUUAGCACAGGUGCAAGGUGGAGAUAUAGCCCCUGCACAGAAACCCCGUAUUGAAUUAUGUCUCGAAAAUCAUGCAGGAUUGAAUAUGGACUGGAACUAUGAUAAUUCAUCUGCAUCAAAAAGCAACAUCCAUUAUGACCGGCCUCAUAAUUCUGUUGAUUUUGGGCUGACUGUGGUUCUUGAUCCUGCUCACAUACCUCACAUAAAUGCUGCCGGUGGUGCUGCUUGGUUGCCCUACUGCGUUUCAGUGCGGUUGAGAUAUUCAUUCGGCGAAAAUACUCAUGUGUCUUUUCUUGGAAUGGAAGGAAGCCAUGGAGGCCGAUCUUGCUGGUUGCGGCCCGAUGACUGGGAGAAAUGUAAACAAAAGGUGGCUAGAAUUGUGGAAGUCAAUGGAGGUUCAGCAGGGGAUGCUAAUCAGGGGCGACUGAGAAUAAUUGCAGACAGUGUGCAAAGAACGCUGGAUAUGUGCCUUCAGGGAUUAAGGGAUGGCGGUGGGGUUACUGCAAGCUCUGGAGCAACAUGAUUAGGAUUUACUACCCGUAAUUGGAAAUGAAGGGAAACCUAGUGAAAACAGCUGCUGAUCUGUGAGAAACAUAUAGAAGGAAUACUAGCUAGGUUAGUGAUGGAGGAUGAUGUUUCUGGGGUCUUUCUUUCUAUCUUUUCAAUGAAUUCGCUAGCCUAGAUUUUACUUAACAGGGUGUAAAAUAUUUUGAAAAAGUAAGGGUUUUUUUUCUUUCUUUUCUUUCUUUUGAUUAAUGUUUGUCUAGUUAGGCAGUGGUUUUUUCUUGCAUAGGUUACCCUAAUGAGUGUUUCUCAUCAUUGUACAAAAUUUGUUUAGCUGGAGAUGUUUGUUGUACUCCCCUUGGACAUUGGCAAGAUGCCCUAAUUACAAUUCCUUCUAUAGAAAAUUCAUAUGUAAAUUCUUAAAUCAUGUCAAAUGGAAAAUUUUGUGGGCUUUUGUAGUU
Molecule: messenger RNA, 6203 nt
Organism: Cornus florida
Lineage: Eukaryota; Viridiplantae; Streptophyta; Magnoliopsida; Cornales; Cornaceae
Product: mediator of RNA polymerase II transcription subunit 14
Exons: 9
Coding region: 272-5761 (1829 amino acids)
Biological process (GO): regulation of transcription by RNA polymerase II
Cellular component (GO): mediator complex; core mediator complex
Molecular function (GO): transcription coregulator activity
Source: RefSeq, a predicted model, not a curated record